Messenger RNA from Pectinophora gossypiella (pink bollworm), 6394 nucleotides. RefSeq names its product protein numb (gene numb). Lineage: Eukaryota; Metazoa; Arthropoda; Insecta; Lepidoptera; Gelechiidae. The record is from RefSeq and is a predicted model, not a curated record. Bases 898 to 2277 code for a protein of 459 amino acids. The transcript has 7 exons.
CGCACUCAGUACGACCGACGGUACAGGCCGCUCCAUGCGCGGCGCGCGCGCGCCUCCUCUGCUCACUAACUGCCACAUUCCUCUAAGUUGUAUCUAGUCAAAAUGGAGUUUUGUGCUAAAUCUAAACAAAAACACCUACAUCAGUGCAGAACUAGGAAAAGUGCAUCAGUUUUGUAAACGUUAACACGCCACGGUCCAAAGAACAAUGCUGUGGGAAAAAAUAACGUUCAGCUGGCAUCGGCAGUCGUUCCCAGCUACCUACCUAACCUCUCUCCCCCCGCCGGGUGCCGGGUUCAAUGCGCCUCUCUGCGUUUAUUCAUCGUUUGUGGGAAAAGUUGACCCCCCGUUUUAAAAAUUAUUGUUAACGAAUUCACACGAUCAGUGGAUUGACUACCGGAUCUUAGAUGAACGGAUUCAAAUUUAAAAAAUCGUGACAAUAUUUAAGUGAAACGAUUCGGACUGAUCUGUUGAAAUAUGAUAUUAAUACCCACCUGGGAUUCAAUUUGGAGUGAGUUAUCAGUGAAUUGACGACCAAUUAGUGAAUGAGGCACCAGUUGAAACAGACUCCAUUAAAAAUGUUUAUUCGAAGAACACCAAGGUUAACAUUCCAAAUCUAAAUUAUUUAUUUUGAGCUUUACCAUGUUUGCCGAGUUUCAACUUCGUCGAAAUUAUUAUCUUAUUGUGCUGCGCAUAGUGUAGUUAUCAGAAGAGGACAAUACUCUAAAAUAGGGCAACGUGUGUCGCGCUCAUGAAUGGAGUUUUAUGACCGUUACAUUUAAAUUACCAAUUUCCGUGCGGAUGUUGUGAAAAAUGUGGAAAAAAAUCUAAUCAUUGUUAGUGAAUAUGUGUAGUGUGUGAAGUGUUUCCAAGAAGACAGUUCCAGUUUACAGCUGCACGAUGGGCAACCAAGGCUCGUCUCCGCACGAGCCUCUGGAUCGCAUCCAGGCUCAAAAUGCAGAUCUCAAAAUGAAGUCGUCGGUGCGGUCGUCGUUCCGGCGGGCGCGCGCGGGCGCGGCGUUGUCCCCGCCGCGCGCCGGCAUGGAGCGCCUGCGCCGCUCGUUCCGCGAGUCGUUCCGCCGGCGCAAGGGCUCCCCGCCCGAGUCGGCGCGCCCGCACCAGUGGCAUGCCGACGAGGCCGCCGUGCGCGCCGGCACCUGCACCUUCCCCGUCAAGUACCUCGGCUGCGUCGAGGUCUUCGAGUCCCGGGGGAUGCAGGUCUGCGAGGAGGCGCUCAAGUUGCUUAGGAAUUCCCGAAGACGACCAGUUCGCGCGGUGCUGCACGUGAGCGGCGACGGGCUGCGAGUGGUGGAGGAGGAAACGAAGGGGCUGAUCGUCGACCAGACCAUCGAGAAGGUGUCCUUCUGCGCGCCCGACCGGAACCAUGAGCGAGGGUUCAGUUACAUCUGCCGGGACGGUACGACGCGGCGGUGGAUGUGUCACGGGUUUCUAGCGUCGCGCGACAGCGGCGAGCGUCUGUCGCACGCGGUAGGGUGCGCGUUCGCCGCGUGUCUCGAGCGCAAGCAACGACGCGACAAGGAGUGUGCCGUGUCUAUGAGCAUCGACGCCGCUAGCCAUGCGUUCACUCGGCAGGGAUCCUUCAGGAAGUCAGGUAUAACGGGCCGGCGCGCGUCGGAGGCGGACGCCAGCAUGUCCCCGGCGGGCGCGGGCGGCGGCGCCGUCAACGCGGCGCUGGCGGCGCUGCCCGCGCACCCCGCCGCGCCCCCGCCCGCGCCCCGCCCCACGCCGCACAACCCCUUCGCCGUGGAGCGCCCGCACGCCGCGCCGCAUCUGCUCGAACGACAGGGCUCCUUCCGCGGCUUCGCGCAUUUGAAUAACAGUUCCCCAUUCAAGCGUCAGAUGUCGCUGCGUAUCAGCGACUUACCGUCGAACAUGGAGCGGCAACGCACGGGCCUCGGGCUCGGCUCGCCGCCGCGAGGGCCGGUCCCAGCCGCCGCUAACCACAGCUUGCCCGAGGAGAACAAUGUUCAACCCAUUGCUGCUAUCGAGGAGAAGAGCAUGGACGACCCGGUGGCGGCGAUGUGCCAGCAGCUGUCGAUGGGGCUGCGCGCGCUGACGGAGGAGGCGGUGCCCGUGGCGCCCGCGGCGCCGGCGCGCGUGGCGGCGGCGCUGCCGCACCCCGACGCGUGGCUGGGCAAGAUCGCCGGCGCCGCCGCGCCCGCGCCCCGCGCGCCCGCGCUCGGCGCCGCCGGCCGCGCCGCCUCCUACGCCGGACACUCCACCAACCCCUUCCUCACACCCGCGCCCACGCCGCUAUAAACGGAAAGCCACGCCUGCGCGGACUCAAGUAGCGGGUGAAUCGCGGCUGGUGAAAACAGCGAACAGUGAGCAGACGUCACUGAAGAGUACCCAGAUACGAAAAACGAAAGCGUCCUUUAAAAAGUAUAUGCCUUUGAUUUCGAACUUGCGAGUCAAUCGCUCUCCUCGCAUCGAAGGAAAUAAGGCUCUAUAGCACUAGCGUGAUGCACGCGAUCACACCCGCGACUUAAGUAAGCGUUGUCUAUUAACUCCAUCCACAGUUUGCGACGAUAGCUCGUCGACACUGAGCGUCACGAUCCGUUCUAUUGUCAAAAGCAAAAGUUCCCCAAUGACGUCUGAACCGGCACUCGCCCGACGCAGUGUAAAACAUUGUAAAAUCACACGUAAUAUUUACAUUAUAAAAACAGAAAGAUCAAUUCAACUAUACAAAGAAGCUUGAGUAACGUGUAAUUUAAUUUCACUAACAUUAUAAUCCUAUAAAAUAGCCAAUAUGGUAACGCAACCAACGAAUGUCUGUGAAUGUGUACUUAAUGGUCGUUAUUUGAAUAUUGACGUGUCAGCAUCGACUGUUUAUUCAAAAUUGUUGGAAUGGAAUUAUUACAAGUUUAGAGUUUUUGGGAUUCGGUGUAUCGUGAGUUGGUGCUCGAGCGACAGGCGCUACUGCCUGUUUUGUCUGCGAUGCGCAACUUAGUUGAAUGUUUCUAAUUUUCUAUUCAUUACUUGCUUAACCUAUCCAUGGGUGUAUCCGGUCGCUGUACAAAAUAUUAUUGUUGUGAAUCAUUGUACGCGACUAUUAGAGUGAGACAACACUAUAAAAUGCUCAAAUUGUUUCGGUGGUAUGAGGGAUCCACUCACGUUGAAAAUGUUACUGGGGUUAUUCAGUCCUACCACGUAGCUAGUGUAAGAUGCACUUAUUUGUUUGAAAAGCACGUAAAGUUAUCGAGUCGUAGUGAUAGCCCCUCGACAACACAUUCUAAUAACAAUGGAUACAUUUGAGCGCCCCUUUAUAAGAUAUAACUCGUUUCAUGAAAUUGUCAGACGAGAGGCAAAGCGAUCAGAAACGAAAUGUUGAUUUAAAGCGACUCUUAGAGUCAACACAACUAAUUUUCUAAGAAAUAUUAGUGGAAAUAUUUUUGUGACUCCGAUGCCAGUUAAAUAUAACAGAUUGUAAUCAAAAUAUUUAUUGACAAGUUAUGUCUGUUGUAAGAUGAAAUGUUGGUUGGAUGUAAAUCAACAGUGUAUCACAAGAAUAGAGUAAUGUUGUACUUAAUUAUUAUCGUCCGUCGCACUGUGCUUUUGCGCUGCACUGUAUGCUACGUGUUGGUGUAUGUAGGUAGGCCCGUGCGUGCCGGCGAGCGCGCUGCGCGGACAGUAUUCCCAGCGCGGCGCGGCGGCGCUCGCACCAUCUAACAAACGAACAAUGCAGUAUUUUAUCGCUUAACAAACUACGUAAUUGUAUUAUAGGGUUUUGGAUAUAUUUUUCCUUUUUGUAUAUAAUUGUAAAUUUGUAGGAUAUUUACCGUUCGUGGAUCUGUUUUUUUUAUACUUUUUUUAUUCGUGAACACAGACAGGUGUGUAGGUAGGGGAGCUAAUGAUAUUUUCGUUCGUUCAUUAACUUAAUUUUCAACUUAGGAAAUUUUGCGUACUUACAUGUUAUUACUUGUUUAGUUAUACUUUAUGUUAAUUAAGUUAUUCUGUUAUUAAUUUCUUUUUUUUUUUCGCCUAAAGUCAGCCUGUGCUUAUGAAGUUUUCUCUUGGCUGAUUGGUGAUAAUAAACGUACAAGCAUUCAGAAAUAUGCCUUUCUCAUGGAAAUCUAAUACAGUACAAAUGGUAUAAUGAUUUUCCUAUACGACCACAACAUAAUAGAAAAGUUAUUCGUGUUACAUUCCAGGUUGUUCACUAAAUUCGAUAAUGUAGAUGAAAUAUAUAAUAAUAUAAUGCAUAUCAGUAGCUAAUGCAUAAAUAUAAUCGCACCUGUACUUACGACUUGUAAUACUUAAUUGUAAAAAUUAUCUAAUAGAAAAAGGAUAGAAGAUCACAGAAGCAUGAUUCUAAAAAUUAAACCAAAAAAACUUCUGGAGGUAUAACUUUAGCGGAUAAUUAUGUCUUCGACGUCUUAUAAUGAAACAAUACUUUGUCCAUUUUCUAUCUAUAUUUUCAAACUUCUGUGCUCUUCUGACACGCCACCUUGAAGGAGCGACUUAAAAUUGAGACUUAAGUAACAAUAUAAUUUAAUUGUUGACGUAAAUGGUGCUGAUUCUUGCACACACCAUCUAAUUUUAUGUUAAGUUAUACCUGCCAUUUUCUUAUCCCCUGAAAAAGAAAGGGACGGGUAAUCGAAAGGCAUAAAAUUUGUGGAACACACGUCAAUUUUAGACAAAAAUUUGAAAAGCCCUAAAAUUGUAUAUUGGUCAAUAACCUGACGGAAUUAAGUUGAGAGCACGCGUCAAACGAGAAUCGUAUAUGAACGGGAUGCCUAUUGUAUUCGCCUGGGUCAUUCGUCCCUUUCCUUUUCGGCGGAUAAGAAAAUGACAGGUAUAACUUAAAAUUAGGAGGUGUCUGCAGGAAUUGUGGCCUAUGUUUAUCUUAUGAGAUCUAUCGUAUUCCUACGUGACUGGAAUCUAUCCUUUAAUAGUACUUAAAUCUAUUGAAGCUUUAUACUGACAGACGAUUUAUCUGCAUUUUGCUAUAAAAAUCCUAAGCGAGCUUUAUUUUGUAUAGAUGUGCUAAAAUCUACUUAAGCCGUGGGUUCAUAAAGCUUAAUAAAGCGAUUGUCAGUAUAAAACUUAUAUUAAUACUCAAGUAACGUGUAUAAAAGGCAACUGCGAUUGUAUAAUUAUCAAUAUAUUAAAUGUGACAAGAAUUAAUUCUAUCUAACAGCAUUGAUUUACCACUACCGUAGAUACAGCGCUUGAUACAAAAAUGCGGUGAAAACUUGGCGCUUGUUUAACUAUAUACGUACAUUCGUACACAGCGGUAUAAUUAUAUAUUCAAUACAAUCGUAUGAAAUUAAGAAAGUACGCAUCGUCUUAUUACGUAUAUUAGCGCGUGGUGAUUCGCAACGCGGUCGGGUUAUACUGCGACUCGGAUUGACGUACUCCCGAGUACUUGUUUUAGUGUAUUUUAAACAAAAAUUAUAAUUUUGGUGGAUUUUACUGCGAUUAAAAUGUUUAUACUAUGAUAACAUGCACAAUGUCAUUACUUAUUAGAAAUGUAAUGUUCCAUCCUUAUUUUUUCGCUUUGAGCUUCUAUUUUUGCAAGUUUAUACCACGCAUUUCCCCGUGUUGCCAGUUCGGCGUCUAAUCACGCACUGACGUACUGUCAACCAACGUCGCUAUACUUUGCGUCCCACUUUUUGAGCGCUGAUGUUCAAGCUACGGUAGUAGUAAAUCUAUGAUCUAACGUGUUAAAUCUCUGAUAAUCGUGUGACGUGUACCAUGUAAUUAUAAUUGUACUAACUCAGUGUAUUAUCGCAGGGACGAGGUUACUGCCAUAGCCAUAGCUGUUGCAUUCGAUGUCUAUAUAACAGAUGUAUCCAGUUGACGAUAUACUUAUACUUACUUUGGGCGUAAAUAUCAAAAUUUGACUAUCAGUCUUACAUUGAACUACAUACUAGGACAUACCCACAACAGUAACUAGCGAUUUUAAAAACUCUGAUUUCAUUUCCGCAUGAUUUUAUUAUAUUGGUAUUUGCGUCCAAAUUAUAUACGUUGUGAUAACUGUGAAUCGUAGGUAAGAUGUAAUAGAAUAUUUUGAAUACGUGCACAUAAACAAAUGAAACGGCACCAUAUUUUAUAAACUUAUUAAAGUUACUCGCUGUUACAUACAAAGUACAUACAUUAAACCCUAGGAUAGUUUGUACCGAUACCUUAUUCUGUGACAUGUUUUCUUGUGCCCGCCAAACUGCCGCUUAUUUAUUAAAAAAAGAAAAUCUAUCGGACAAUUUGUACUUAAUUUAUCAAAAUUAAUGUUGUUUCGAAAUUUUUGUUGGGUGUUAAUUUAUAUUCUACAGUGAUUUUAUCGUAAGCAUGUAAAUAUCCGCGCAUAUAUGUAGAUAUUUUAGAUAAUGAGAGUUCAAAUAUUAUGAAGAAUAAUAAAUAUUAUGUUUAGUUGAAA